AUGCUUGUAUUCACAGAGACCUUCCAUCCAAAUACAGUUCAUACUGUCCUGGCCGUAUCAUUUUGCGUCAGUGUGUGUACAUGUCUGGGUCUUCUGGCUCAUGCUCUUGUGUACAAGCGAAAGACUCUCUCUCGAUAUGCCUACCGGUCAUCGCCUCCUCCAGAGCCAGUAAAGAAGACUGCCCCUGCAGAUUAUACAAAAGUUUAUCCUCCGUCUCAGCGAUACGUUCUCUUUGAGAUCUUGCCAGAUUUGAGAGCCGAUAAUGUAGAUCUUUCUGUGACCCCAAGGCCCCUUCUGAGGCUGGAUGAGAACUAUCGCCAUGCGGACUCAAAGUUAUUCAACUUUACUGGCUUCAGUGUGGAUGAGAUUCGGCGUCUCGGUGACUUCCCCGAUUACUCCAAGUUGUCUGGUGUUCCUCUUCCCGACCCUCUGAAGAAUUUCAAUAUCAACACGGCUGUCCCAAGGCCUUAUCGCCCGUUUCGAUGGGCUUAUCAUCAAACUAUGUCUCUCAAGAAGCUAGAUCCAGACUUCUGGCUGGAGAUCGAAAGCACAUACUGUGACAGGAUCGCUCAACGAAAGGCACUCUACGCCAAUCAUGGCACACAUGUUCUACAGGCUCUUCCAGGUUCUGAACUAGCCUGCAAGGAACUGAUGGAGAUGGCGAUCCAAUUUCUCUGCGCACGAUAUCCCCAGUCGUUCGAGCUGCAUGGCAAGAUCUUUGUCAACCACAUCCUUGGCGAAAAGCAGGAUCUUGAUCAGAUUGAGCCCCUGCGCUUCCUUCUGAACCACGUCCCUGAAGACUUUGCACUAACCCUACGAGACCCUGCCACAGGGCGCUAUUGCUUCCGAGCAGGCGUCAUUUGCUCGUCUGUUGGCUGGAAGCUAAGUGAGAAGAUCGGGCUGGGAUUGCCAGAGAUUCACGCCCACGUGCCUGAUUAUAAAGAAAAGAUGGAGUUUAGCAUGGAUCGGUUCUUCACCAAAAUGCCUACCAACUCUCCCAUCCAGCGCGGAUCAUGGGGUCUCGAAGUCGGACAACCGCUAUUCAUUCCCUCAGAAGACCCAGAGUUCAAGGUCAGAGAGUCCCAGAAACCAUCAUUGAGCGAAGAAGAAGUACACCUGCGAGUAGACUGGCAGACGUUACGCAGACUGCCACUCUCUGGCGCCAUCGUGUUCAACUUCAAGGCUCUCUUCACGCCCCUUACCGAAUUUAGAGACGAGCCUUACAUUCCAUCUCUUGUUCUAAAGGUGCUAAAUGAAGGAAAGGAGAACAUUAUGCGGUACAAGGGUACGUGGCACGUGGAACAUGUGGCAAAACCUGCAUUGGGGAAGUGGGAGAUCGAGCAGAUGCACAAGGGGAUGAUCCCCGCUGAUUGGGAGCCGACUACACUGGAUGAGAGUCCUUUCUUCCCGGGAUGGGAGAGGAAGUGGAUUGUUACUUGA
Fusarium sp. VM40 is the source of this 1440-nucleotide messenger RNA. NCBI's taxonomy places the organism in Eukaryota, Fungi, Ascomycota, Sordariomycetes, Hypocreales, Nectriaceae. The record is from the annotation of a GenBank genome assembly.